This is a messenger RNA of Lemur catta (Ring-tailed lemur), 8090 nucleotides long. It is a transcript of the gene GSE1, whose product is annotated as Gse1 coiled-coil protein. The transcript has 16 exons. The record is from RefSeq and is a predicted model, not a curated record. Lineage: Eukaryota; Metazoa; Chordata; Mammalia; Primates; Lemuridae. The coding region runs from base 659 to 4324 and encodes 1221 amino acids.
CUCUCGCCGCCCCCCCCUUCCUUUUUCCUUCUGGUUCUGAACGUGAAACCCUGUUGGAAACAGGUCUCUUGACCCUCGCCCUUGACAUUCAAAUGGCUGAAUGGAGGCGAGAUUGCUGCUCGCGCGCCUUGGGGGCUGCCGCCGUGCCCCCUCCUCUCCCCCUCUUCCUUUCAAAUGAGUAAUCCCUGACGAUCUCAACCCCCCAAUUUCAUCCCCCGCGCCCCCCCUUUAUUUUUCUCGCGUCCUCUCCGCUCUCCCGCCCGCUCCCGCCGCCGCGCUCCCCCCUCCUUUUUGUAUUUGCAUCUCAAGUCCAAAAGGCAGAAAAUACGCACGCGGCGAAGACGCGGGGCGGCCGGCCCGUCCUUGCUCGUCAGUUACCUCGCUGCGGAUCUGCCAGGGCCGAGGAGGCCGGAAUGGCCCGGGCGCCGGCCGGAGACGGAGCCUUUUGAUCAUCUUGGGGGAAGAGAAAAAAAAAAAAAGGACUGAAUUUUUUUUUUUUUCCGUCGCUCUUGGGAUCGCUCUUCUGCCUUUAUUUUAUUGUUUUGGACAUUUUUGAGCGCCGUGGCUUGGACAGUGCUUUUUGUUUCCUUGCUGGGUUUCAAUCUAUUUUUUUCCUUCUUCGUCCCUCUCUGGCCACUAUGGAAUUCUAACCUGAACCAUGUUUGGAUUGAAGCCGCCUCUGUAUUACUUACCAGGCAUGAGCCAUGAGCCCAAGUCCCCUUCACUAGGGAUGCUUUCCACCGCGACCAGGACCACCGCCACCGUCAACCCCCUCACCCCCUCGCCGCUCAAUGGCGCCCUGGUGCCCAGCGGCAGCCCCGCCACCAGCAGCGCGCUGUCCGCGCAGGCCGCGCCGUCCUCCAGCUUUGCCGCCGCGCUGCGCAAGCUCGCCAAACAGGCGGAGGAGCCCAGAGGGUCUUCACUGAGCAGCGAGUCGUCCCCUGUGUCCUCUCCCGCCACCAACCACAGCUCUCCCGCCAGCACGCCCAAGCGCGUGCCCAUGGGCCCCAUCAUCGUCCCCCCUGGGGGCCACAGUGUCCCCAGCACGCCCCCCGUGGUGACCAUUGCCCCAACCAAGACCGUCAAUGGCGUCUGGAGGAGCGAGAGCCGGCAGGACGCCGGCUCUCGGGGCGGCAGCAGCGGCCGGGAGCGCCUGAUCGUGGAGCCCCCGCUGCCGCAGGAGAAGGCAGGGGGCCCGGCCAUCCCCUCCCACCUGCUCAGCACCCCCUACCCCUUCGGCCUCUCACCUGGCUCGGUCGUGCAGGACUCUCGCUUCCCGCCACUCAACCUCCAGCGGCCCGUGCACCACGUGGUGCCCCCCAGCACGGUGACCGAGGACUACCUGAGAAGCUUCCGGCCCUACCACACCACCGAGGACCUCCGCAUGUCCUCCCUGCCUCCCCUGGGCCUGGACCCCGCCACGGCCGCCGCCUACUACCACCCCAGCUACCUGGCCCCGCACCCCUUCCCCCACCCGGCCUUCAGGAUGGACGACUCCUAUUGCCUCUCUGCCCUGCGGUCCCCGUUCUACCCCAUCCCCACCCCCGGCUCCCUGCCCCCGCUGCACCCGUCGGCGAUGCACCUCCACCUCUCUGGGGUCCGCUACCCGCCCGAGCUGUCCCACUCGUCCCUGGCAGCGCUGCACUCGGAGCGGAUGUCCAGCCUCAGCGCGGAGAGGCUGCAGAUGGACGAGGAGCUGCGGCGGGAGCGCGAGCGGGAGCGGGAGCGGGAGGCUGACCGAGAGCGGGAGAAGGAGCGUGAGCGGGAACGAGAGAAGGAGCGUGAGAGGGAGAAGGAGCUGGAACGCGAGCGGGAGAAAGAACGCGAGCGGGAGCUGGAGCGCCAGCGGGAGCAGCGGGCGCGGGAGAAGGAGCUGCUGGCUGCCAAGGCGCUGGAGCCCGCCUUCCUGCCCGUGGCCGAGCUGCACGGGCUGCGGGGCCACACUGCCGAGGAGCGGGGCAAGCCCUCGGAGCAGCUGACCCCAACGCGAGCAGAGAAGCUGAAGGACACGGGCCUCCAGGCGCCCAAGCCCGUGCAGCACCCCCUGCAUCCGGUGCCUGCCCCGCACCAUGCCGUGCCCGGCCUCAUCUCCAACCACGGCAUCUUCUCUCUGCCGGGCAGCAGUGCCGCCACGGCCCUGCUGAUCCAGCGCACCAACGAGGAGGAGAAGUGGCUGGCGCGGCAGCGACGGCUGCGGCAGGAGAAGGAGGACCGGCAGUCUCAGGUGUCAGAGUUCCGGCAGCAGGUGCUGGAGCAGCACCUGGACAUGAGCCGGCCCCCGGCGCCAGCAGAGGUGGAGCACAGGCUGGAGAGUGCCAGGCCGGGACCAAACCGUCACGAGCCUGGCGGCCGAGACCCCCCGCAGCACUUCGGUGGGCCACCGCCUCUGAUCUCGCCCAAGCCCCAGCAUCACACCGUGCCCACAGCCCUCUGGAACCCAGUAUCCCUGAUGGACAGUGCCCUGGAGACACGGCGGGCCGAGGGCCACCCCCUGCACAGCCACCCGGCUGCCUUCGAGCCCAGCCGCCAGGCGGCGGUGCCGCUGGUGAAGGUGGAGCGGGUCUACUGCCCCGAGAAGGCAGAGGAGGGGCCACGGAAGCGUGAGGCCACGCCCCUGGACAAGUACCAGCCACCGCCCCCAAGGGAGGCGGGGAGCCUGGAGCACCAGGCCUUCCCCCCUGGGCCUGGGCCCUUCCUCGCUGAGCUCGAAAAGUCCACCCAGACCAGCCUAGGCCAGCAGCGGGCCUCCCUCCCCCAGGCGGCCCCCCUUGGGGAGCUCAGUGGGCCCCUGAAGCCUGGCUCGCCCUACCGGCCCCCGGCACCCCGGGGCCCUGACCCCGCCUACAUCUACGACGAGUUCCUGCAGCAGCGCCGGCGGCUGGUCAGCAAGCUGGACCUGGAGGAGCGCAGGCGGCGAGAGGCCCAGGAGAAAGGGUACUACUACGACCUGGACGACUCCUACGACGAGAGUGACGAGGAGGAGGUCAGGGCCCACCUGCGCUGCGUGGCUGAGCAGCCGCCCCUCAAACUGGACACGUCCUCCGAGAAGCUAGAGUUUUUGCAACUUUUUGGCUUGACCACCCAACAGCAGAAGGAGGAAUUGGUGGCCCAGAAGCGGAGGAAGCGGCGGCGGAUGCUGAGAGAGCGAAGCCCGUCGCCUCCGGCGAUUCAGAGCAAGCGGCAGACACCUUCGCCAAGACUGGCGCUGUCCACCCGCUACAGCCCCGACGAGAUGAACAACAGCCCGAACUUCGAAGAGAAGAAGAAGUUCCUGACCAUCUUCAACCUUACCCACAUCAGCGCCGAGAAGAGGAAAGACAAAGAGAGACUUGUUGAAAUGCUCCGUGCCAUGAAGCAGAAGGCACUGUCCGCAGCAAUGGCAGACUCCUUGACAAACUCUCCGAGGGACAGUCCUGCCGUCUCCCUGAGUGAACCAGCCACGCAGCAAGCUUCUCUGGACAUGGAUAAGCCUGUCGCUGUUGCCACUUCCUUGUCUGAUGUCCCAAAGGCUGUGGAGCCUGGGAAACUUGAACAGUUCCGGCCCCAGGAGCUCUCGAGAGUCCAGGAGCCAGCUCCUGCCAGUGGUGAGAAGGCCAGGCUGAGCGAGGCCCCCGGGGGCAAGAAGAGCCUGAGCAUGCUUCAUUACAUCCGGGGCACUGCGCCCAAGGACAUUCCUGUGCCGUUGUCUCACAGCUUCAAUGGGAAGAGCAAGCCGUGGGAGCCCUUCAUGGCGGAAGAGUUUGCACACCAGUUCCACGAGUCAGUGCUGCAGUCCACGCAGAAGGCCCUGCAGAAGCAUAAAGGGAGUGUAGCCAUGCUGUCCGCAGAGCAGAACCACAAGGUCGACACGUCCGUCCACUACAACAUUCCCGAGCUGCAGUCCUCCAGCUGCGUCCCUCCACCCCAGCAUAAUGGGCAACAGGAGCCCCCCACAACAAGGAAGGGGCCCCCCUCCCAGGAGAUGGACCGGGACUCAGAAGAGGAUGAGGAGGAGGAUGAUGAUGGAGAAGAUGAGGAAGAAGCCCCCAGGCACAAGUGGCAAGGGAUUGAGGCAAUUUUUGAAGCCUACCAGGAACACAUAGAAGAGCAAAAUCUGGAGCGGCAGGUGUUACAGACGCAGUGCAGACGGCUGGAGGCCCGGCACUACAGCCUCAGCCUGACUGCGGAGCAGCUGUCCCACAGUGUGGCGGAGUUGAGGAGCCAGAAACAGAAGAUUGUCUCAGAAAGGGAACGGCUCCAGGCAGAACUGGACCACUUACGGAAGUGCCUUGCCUUGCCUGCAAUGCAUUGGCCUAGGGGCUACUUUAAGGGAUAUCCCAGGUGACGGUUUCCCUUGCACUAGGCUGAACCUAUAGUAUAGAAAUAUUAUCUAUUUUAUUACCUUGAAUAUUUAAUAUUUUUCACUGGGAGGUUUGAAGCUUAAAAAAUAAGAAUGUGCCAUGCAUGAAGCAAAGGAUUCCAGGCUCCAGAAAAAAAGAACGGACUCACCUUGACUUCAAUGCAGCUGAAUCACCUUUGUCGGUCAGCGAGCAACCAACCAACGUGGGACGCCCAUUGCUUUUCUUUUUAAAGGUGGUUUUCUCCUUCUUCCCCCACGUCACUAUUUUUUAAUCUGAAAACGAAAGCUCCAUUACCAACACUAAAACCUUAUCCUCUAUAGCCCCCAUAUGAUUGGAUCGAACCCGUUAUUUUCUGUUUCUUUUGUGUUGCCAUGUUGUUAUGCCUCAAGAACGGAGUUUGCUUUCUGCUGCAGUGACGAGGUGGGUCUCACUCCUCCCCAGGAGUGAGACUUGCUUCGGCUGAAAAGGUUGGGUGCAUUGUAAAUAAAAAGGGCUUAUUUGUUUGUUACUUUCCUGCAAAAUAUUCUUCCAAGCAACAGGUCCUAGGAGCACACAAAGCAACAACCCAAAGGCUUUUCUCUAGAAAAGCUCUUCCCUAAAGAUAAAACAAUUCCACAAACUAGAGGUACCUUUUUAUUACUCCGUGGGGGAGAAUGUACAGAGCUCUGUGUAUACAUAUAUUCACUCCCACCAAAUUGUUACUGCGGUGGGGAGUGUUUUCAUACAAACGUAAAUUUUGAGAGAAAAGUCAAAGGUGCUUCAGCCUUGUACUGUGUAUAUAUAUUAAAAAAAAGUUUUGUAUGUUUUUAUUACUUUAAUUAUUGUUAUAAAAAGCCUGCCAUUUUUAAUAUGUGGUUUGGGGGAUUUUUUGUUCGUUUGUUUUUCCUGUUUGGGGGUUUUGUUUGUUCUGUUUUUGUUUUUCUGGGCAAAAAAAAACUUGCUUUUAGUGUUUGUACUGCUGCUGGUCAGGACAUUAAAAUAUUGAAGUGUUUUUAAAAAUUAAAGAAGAAGAAAAGUAAAAGAGCUUACCACUGGCGCCUAUGCGAUCACUUCAUUUUUAAUUUCAGUUGCACCAGAAACUGACGUAGAAAGCCAUGCGUUAUUGCUUACCUCCCCCUUCGCCCCCACGUCUGGACACACUGAUGGCAGAUACAGCCCCCUGCUACUGAGUGAGGAGGGGACAGUCUGUGACGGGAACAGAGUAGAACCUGUGUGUGGCAAUCACGUGAACACAUGGGUGUGGGGCUUUAAAAAUAAAAACCUUUCAGAAAAUAAACAUUUCUGUGCUAGAAUUCUGAGAUGCCCGAGAGCAGGAGCAGAGUAGGAACGUUAGAGGCUUUAUAUAGAUGCGAAGCUUUGUAAAAGCCUAAAGUAGGGUAAACAAUGUCUGAGCUGAACCCCUCCUUUUCAACUUACUGUGACAAGCACAGGAAUGGCGAGGAACUGGGCUCAUGACACCAAGGUGCAGCAGUGGGCAAGUCUUUCCUCCCAGUCUCUGCUGUUGCUUGUGCAGGCGGUUUACAUCCAGAAGGCAUCUGUCGCCCAAAUGGGCCCUCACCAGAGGCCAAGGCCGCCCAUCGCCACUCAGUGGUCUGGUGGGGGGGAGCGGAGGCCUGGGCCCCAGGCAGGCAGAGGCCCUGGUGUGCCGGCUGCGCACUGCUGUGACCAGUGGCCGAGCCCUUAGCCCCAGCCUUUGCUGUGCAGAACAGCUUGCUGGCAGCUGGCAUCGUGUUGCUUUAUCCGCCCCUGCACAGUUUGCUUUGUACAUCUGCCAAGAAUCUUCCAGUUAUUAGCAAACUCAGACAAAUGUGCCGCCAGUAUUAUCAGCAGUCAACAAGCACCUUGCUCUCCACCGAGGCGACUGGAAGAGCACUCGGGGCUGGGCUGCGGUCCUCCUCCCCUCAAAGACACCGGGCGGUCAACACGUUCCACAGUGUGCAGAGGGAGCUACGCUGCCAACCCUCAGGCAAAACCUUAAUCUCUCUACUUACACUCUGCCUGCAGUUUCUGGUCUGAAAGCCUGAGAGUCACAUCUUAGCACUUCACUCCCAGGCCGUCUCCUACAUCACAGAAGAUGUCUGAAUGCUUUUGCUAAUGAGCUUUGGUAACGGCCUUGGCUAAGGAAAAGGAAAAAGUAGAUCUCAUAACAUAAUGGAAAGGAAAAGCAAAGCGCAGCCCAUCCCUUGCCAUCCGAGGGAGCUCCCUUGGUUGGAUUUCUUGGUAUGGGGAGAGUUCACGGCCCAUGGGACAAACGACUUGCUGUUACAGAGGCCUCCCGGGUGGGAGCUGUGUCGCUCAGCUAGCAAUAACUGCUUUCUUCCCUUCUGGGUGGAAAUCCCACCUUUCCCCUGCCCUUGAGCUUCUCGACCACUCUGCCUCACCAUUCCCCCACCUACCUGUGGACAUCUCUGAACAUUCAUAUGCUCAAGAAAUGACAAUCAGAACACAAUACAAACCAGUAAGGCAGCACCAAUAAACUAAGACAAAGAAAAGGUCUCUUGAAAACAAAAGUACACCACUAAGAUGUAGUAUCCAACAGUGGUUUUCCCAUCCAACACUUAGUUUUAUAUAACCUGAAAACACGUAUUUUCCUGUAAUUCUCAAAAGGACACAAUCACAUCUAAGUCUGUUUUCAGUUGGGCUUCACAAAAAUUUGACAUAUACACGAUCUCUGAAGCUUUUUGUUCAGCUCUUUUCACCGCUGCGUUUUAAAGAAAGUUAAGUACAUCAAACGUGUCCUAGAGUCAAGUCUGCAUCCCGUGUGUCAGUAUGUGCGUGACGCCCUCAGUCUUUCUCAACUAGGAGUCUUCCUAUGUUACCUGGAAGGGACAGCUGCCAUCUGUCCUCUGCAGAGGAAUUCACUAUACUUUUGAGGGAUACCUGCCAACACUAAAUCUGGUUCCACAUUUAAUCACAUCUUUGAAACAAGAUUUGUUUGAUACAAUCAGAGCCAAAGUGACAUGAUAAAAUAUCAUGCUCCUAAAUCCAUUGUCUCAGAUAAGUGACCAAGGCAGGAUUUAACAUUUUAGUCUAUAUCUUAAAGGGAUAAAACACUUAAUUGGCAUUAACAUUCUAAAAGAUUGUACCCUUACGGACAUUCAGAGUAUUAAAAGGAGCUGACACCUUCAGCAGCAAAGAAUUAUAACACAGGAAAUCUUAAACUUGUAGCAGAAUGGUAUUUUCCUUGAGUAGCUCAUGAUACUGCCAAAUCUCAAAACUUAAGCUGAAUUUCAAACCCUUUUCCCUCUGAGCUGUGUAUUUAAUUAAAGCGUAGAAAAUUCCAGGGAUUCGCCACAAGAUGGAGAUGGUCAGCACAAACCUAUUCUGUUACUCUUUGAAGUGUAUAUUAGCCACUUAGCAUUCUCUAUACUCUUUCAAGUAACCAACCUGUUGACUUUCUUACUACUUGCAGUAGCCUGUCCCCAACUUUUUGAUCCAGUGCUUAACUUAAAAAAAAUUCCUUAACUCUGCCUUGACCUGAGGAAGACCACGCUAAUUGGUUGUGUUACUUUGUAUGUACCCUGUGCUUAUCGCUAGAACAGUAAACCCACACACGGGUGGGAAGGAGGAACACCGAUGCCUCGGUCACUCUGGGGGCAGUUUAGAUGCUGUGAAAUUAAACCUGUUCUAAGUGUACUUGUUUGAAUUAAUUGUAUUGUAUUAUUAUUUGUUGAAUGUAGUAAUUAGGUAUUUAUGAAUAUAUUGCUGUAAUUUCUGACAACAUCCAAAAAAUAAAAUCUUCCUAAAUCA